Messenger RNA from Elgaria multicarinata webbii, 1142 nucleotides. It is a transcript of the gene LRP2BP, whose product is annotated as LRP2 binding protein. Gene Ontology annotation, molecular function: protein binding. Lineage: Eukaryota; Metazoa; Chordata; Lepidosauria; Squamata; Anguidae. The record is from RefSeq and is a predicted model, not a curated record. The transcript has 8 exons. The coding region runs from base 22 to 1062 and encodes 346 amino acids.
GGAAUAACUUGAAAGAAAGAAAUGAAGCUGUCCAGUGAGCCGCUGCCUCGAGAAAAUAGCAGUGAGACCAUUCUCCAAAUCAUUUCGAAACUCCCCAGUUCUGAGUCGAUAGGAUUAAAAUGGCUAACUAACCCAGAUAUUUACAGUCAUGCUUUUCUGCUUGCAAAGGCUGAAGAACAGCUGGAAAAGCGGAUUAACAAUGGAGAUCCUCUGGCAUGUUUUCUCAAAGGACAACUGUAUUUUGAAGAGGGAUGGUAUGACGACGCGUUAUUGCAGUUUGAACAAAACACAGAUUUUCAGUCCAUGUAUCAGCUAGGUGUAAUAUAUUACGAUGGAUUGGGGACCCCAGCAGAUCCUAAAAAAGGAGUUGGAUAUAUGGAGAAGAUUAUCAAUUCUACCUCCCCAAAAGUAAGACAUUUAAAGUUUGCUGCUGCAUACAACCUUGGCAGAGCUUACUAUGAAGGAUGUGGGACAGAGAUUUCCGAAAAAGAGGCUGAAAGAUUAUGGCUUUUUGCUGCAGACCAUGGGAAUCCCAAAGCAAGCAUAAAAGCUCAAAAUGCACUUGGGAUGUUGUAUUCAGCUCGGCAUCCAAAGGAUCUGAAAAAGGCAUUCUUUUGGCAUUCAGAAGCUUGUGGGAAUGGAAGCCUGGAAUCUCAGGGUAUCCUUGGGCUUAUGUAUCUUUAUGGACAUGGUGUACCUCAGAAUUUAAAGGCUGCUUUGGAGUGUCUGAAUCAGGCAUCAGAUCGUGGAAAUGUCUAUGCUAAAGGUCAUUUGGUGGAGUAUUACUACAGAAGAAAAUUUUUUACCAAAGCUGCUGAGUUUGCCAAAAGAAUCGCAGAGAAUGAUGAUGUUGAAAAGAUAGCAAAGACAACAGACUGCAUUCCUUUUUACAUAGCUAGAGGACUUGCAAUGGCUUCCUUCUACUUGGCUAGAUGUCUCCAGCUUGGCCUAGGAACACAACAAGAUUUAGCAGCAGCUAAAAAAUAUUAUUCCAAGGCAUGCAGACUGGACCCUGCUAUAGCUGCUGAUCUUGAGCUGACAGCUAAUCAUGGGAGAAUUUAGAGUAUCACUUUUGAUGACUUUCAGCAGUGUCACUUUCUAAUGACUAUUUCCACACAACUUUUGAUAAAUCAUGGAUUAUU